ACGUUGGUGGAGCGCCGCACAGAUGUGUCUCCAACAGCACCCUGGAGAGGCUCGUUGGGAAUGGACAAGCAAAAUAUUUUACGCCCCUUCCUUUGACAGAAUGGGGACUAUCACAGGGCAGCGUCAACUCUCACAUAUAUAAUCCCAUAUGCCAGUGGUUGAGAUCAAUUGUUUGGGGGUAGGAUUAUGUGAGGUGUUGUGUUGUUGGAGGUGCGUCUUGGUCAAUUUUUACGAAGGCUGUAUUUCUGAGUUAAUCUUCACUCUGCCUAAUGAGCUGACCAGCGGUAAUUCCCCAUGCAGUCUGCAGAAUAUAGGGGCCCAUUUCGACUACUUUAAAAUUGCAUCCUUACUCCCUCUCCUUUAGUUUAUAAUUUAUUUGACAAAGUUUGAAGUUAAAAUCUAUUUAGUGGGUCACUAAUUUACUUUAUUCAAUCCCAUCAUGUCAAAUCAGUGAUCGCCAUCAAGGAACACGGCCCAUUUCCUCAUUUGAAAUGAGGAAAUGGGCUUGCAAUGUCCCCCCCUCGCGCCCACCCCGGCAGGCACCACCGAUUGUUGACAAAGACACCGCGAGACAGAAGAGAGCCCUAGUCUUGGUUUUUAGCAUUACGCCAUCGGAGGCCUACGGAGAACGGGAAAGCAGCGCAAACGUCUUGAAAACCGACCGUGAGUCACUAGUACGGCUUUGUGUGUGUCGGUGCAUGGUAUAUUUCAUUUAGCCAUCCCAGACAGUUGGCCACCUCCAUCCGCUCAUUUAAUUCCUCUCCCUCCCCGUGUUACCCAUUAUCAUAUUAUGCUAAUGUAUACCCGCUAACCCGCGAGACCUGCUCCGUUAUGACAGCUUUCCGUCUUUCUUUGUGUCUGUCUGUGUGGUUUUCGCCCCCUCCUUUCGCUACCAACCGGAAGGUGUGGUCGGCUCGAGGCGAUUCGUAAUCGUUACCUAGUGGUCGGACCGCAGACCUCGCCGCGUGAAGAAGAGGACACCUCCGGCGAACCACAGCCACCUUUACCUACCCACCGACAGAAUGAUCACGGCGGGUCGGGCUGGGUUGGUGUCGGUGUGAUUUAACGUAUCUCAAGGAGUCUUCCGUACCUAGAAGAACCAAGAGGCCGGGGUCUAGGCGAGAUCUGGCCGGGCAUGGUGUGAUCUGAGUCGGGCUGCCAGUCUGGAUCUGACCGGUGACCACCCGUCCUUUCCCCGGAGCCUUUGUGGCUCCAAGCCGCGUCCAGAGCACUCCAAGAUGGGGAAUUGUGACGGGAGAUGCACGUUGGUGGCGAUAUGUUCACUGCAGCUGAUGGCAGCACUACAGAGACAGGUGUUUGACUUCCUGGGCUACCAGUGGGCUCCUAUCCUGGCCAACUUCCUCCAAAUCAUGGCCGUCAUACUGGGGAUCUUUGGAACCGUGCAGUUCAGAUCCCGCUAUCUCAUACUGUAUGCAGUGUGGUUGGUGCUGUGGGUGGGAUGGAACUCCUUUAUCAUCUGUUUCUACCUGGAGGUGGGACACUUGUCUCAGGACAGGGACUUCCUGAUGACUUUCAAUACGUCGCUGCAUCGGUCAUGGUGGAUGGAGCAUGGCCCUGGUUGCCUAGUAACACCAGUGUUGGACUCCCGCAUUGCCCCUGAUGACCACCAUGUCAUCACCGUCUCCGGCUGUCUCCUUGACUACCAGUACAUUGAGGUGUUGAGCUCUGCACUACAGGUCUUACUGGCUCUCUUUGGCAUUGUGUAUGCCUGCUACGUGAGCAAAGUCUUCCAGGAUGACGAGGAUAGCUUUGAUUUCAUUGGUGGCUUUGACUCCUAUGGUUACCAGCCUCCUCAGAAGACCUCCCACCUCCAACUGCAGCCCCUCUACACUGCUGGGUAGGUGAAGGUGGCGCACCUAUCAGACAAUACCUCAGCAGGGAAGCGGAGUCGCCAUGGGAAUAGAACAUUCACUCUGUGUGUCACAGUACAACUGAACGAUAGACUCACCUGUGUGUGUAUGUGAAACCGUGUGUGUAUGUGUUAACCAAGGCUAAACUGACUGACACCCCUGAGGUGAAUGUACCAGCAGUUCUAGGGGGAAGCAGGGGGAGAUGGCAGGGAGACACUGGGCGUGGUCACAUCCUAAUGGACACUGAGGAUAUUGAGAGGACACUGCACCUACCGGCUCUCCACAUUCCUGCGACCCUGUGUGUGUGUGUGUGUGGCGCUACAGGACUAGCUGGAUGACCUCGGAACUAUUGUGGAGGGGGCCUCGAAGUCACAUGGGGCACAGCUCUUCAUGUUGUCGUUUUAGAAUGUGAUGUCGUAAUAGAACAGUUGAAUGUCGAAUUCCAAGCCUGUCCCUAGUUCUGUUGUGACAGGGUGACUCUGUUUAAACACAAUCACGGCAAAAAUGGACUGGUUAGGGAUUGGGCUUUAGUGUCUCUGGGUAAAGAUAUGGGGGAUUCUGUGCAUGUACAUAUCUGGCUGAUGAAUGGUUGUUGCUUUUGUUUGGUGAUGAGGGGGUGAUCGUGUAGCCACGUCCCUUUACAUUUCUCCUCUCACCUUUAGACGACCCAGGGAGAAUCUCAAUUGCAUACUUCUCGCAUACUCUCCUCGCCUCCUUCUCAAAACCAAUUGGAGGAGAAUGUUCAAGGGGAGUGACCUCUGGCUUUCUCAUCCAAUGGGUUUUGAAAAGGAGGCCAGGAGAGAGAUGAUGUGAGGAGUAUGUAAUUGAGCUUCUCCCCCAAUGUCCUCCUUGACUUUGGGGGAGAAUGCGUCCUUCCUCACACCCUACUAUCCUUCCUUUUAUUCUCUCCUUACACUUCAUUCACUCCCUCUUUCCUUCCAUCCAUCCCUAAAGAUACAGUAUCACUGGUCUGACCUGAUGAUAUUGAUGAAAGGAAUAUAUGAAGGACACUGAUUUAUUUCACCAACAUACAAUAGGUCUGGUCAGGGAGUGUUUCCAGGAAGAGAGGAGAGGAUAGGAGGGCUGUAUUUCUGAAGUGGUUUACUUGGAUGAGACAGGUGUGUGUGUGGGGGGGGGGGAGAAAUAAAGAAACUUUCUAAAUGAAA
Molecule: messenger RNA, 3037 nt
Organism: Oncorhynchus keta (chum salmon)
Lineage: Eukaryota; Metazoa; Chordata; Actinopteri; Salmoniformes; Salmonidae
Gene: nkain1
Product: sodium/potassium transporting ATPase interacting 1
Exons: 7
Coding region: 1239-1862 (207 amino acids)
Biological process (GO): regulation of sodium ion transport
Source: RefSeq, a predicted model, not a curated record